CCACAUUUAGGUAUUUAGGACGCGAGAUCCGGACAAUAUUCCGUGCUUUAGUGAUUCAUCAAGGGUCCGUUCGGCGUUGACAGCUGUCACGUGCGCAUGCGCCACAGCGAUCGGCGGCGCUUCGCAGUUCCGCCGUCUUCUGUUCAUCACCAUCCGCUAGCGACAUUGUCGCGACGUAGACGACGCGCUCUUAUCCUUCAUCUACAUCCUGUAGUCUGGGCUCCAUUUACACUCCGCGGCUUUGCCGCCUUAUAUCCAGCAUGGCUCAUUUCAACAUGGCUUCCACCGCUCCCGCGGUUCACAAUCUCGUCGCUGCUGCUACGGGACUGCGGUCCUCCAUGUCUGCUACCCUGAGACCCUCAUGGCAGGCAUUCGGCCGCAGGCAGAUGGCCCCGGUCUGCGCCCCAUCCAUCAAGUCGCAUCUGGCGAGACAGUACUCGUCCCUGUCGCGCAACGGUCCCCUCGCACAGCUCCGCCAGCCCAGGCCCGGCAUGGUCGGUCUCGGUCUGGCGCAGCAGCGCUCGCUCUUCGGUGGCCCCUCGCGGGACCAGCUUGCCCGUCUCGAGGACGCGGCCAACAACAACCCCAACAGUGCUACUACCCAGGCUUCAUUCUACUCGGCUGUCAUGCGCGCCAACAUGCCGCAAAUCGUCAUCGAUCGCUACAACACCGGCCAAUUCGCCACCAACGGCAUCUCCGACCGCCUCUACCGCCAAGCGCUCGAGAAGACGGGCCAGGCCGGUGCUGGAAACGCGCAGGGAGGCAACAACGGCUUGACGCCGCAGCAGAUCCAGGCUGUCAGCCAGGCUGUGGGCGCCAACAUGGGCGCCGGUCAGAUUGGCAAGGCCCGCGGCGGCGUCGGCGUCAAGAGCGACCCGGUCUACGUCGUCGUCGAGGAGUCCCUGUGGAACGUCAUCUUCAAGUGGGUGCGAUGGCUCGCCGGCUUUGCGCUGGCCGCCUACGUCUCUCUGAUCCUGAUCACGCUCUUUGUUGAGACCAGCGGCGUCCUCAAGAAGGUCGGCGGUGGCACCAGCUCGGAAGUCCGCCCGGAGACGCAGAACACGCGCUUCAGCGACGUGCACGGCUGCGACGAGGCCAAGGAGGAGCUUCUUGAUGUCGUCGACUUCCUGAAGCACCCGGAGCGCUACAACAAGCUCGGCGGCAGGCUGCCCAAGGGCGUGCUGCUCAUCGGCCCCCCUGGUACUGGUAAGACGCUGCUCGCUCGUGCUGUUGCCGGCGAGGCUGGCGUCCCGUUCUUCUACAUGUCUGGAUCUGAAUUCGACGAGGUUUACGUCGGUGUUGGUGCCAAGCGCGUGCGCGAGCUCUUCACCACCGCCCGCGCGAAGGCCCCUGCUAUUGUCUUCAUCGACGAGCUCGACGCCAUUGGUGGCAAGCGUAAGUCGCGCGACGCCAACUACCACCGCCAGACCCUCAACCAGCUGCUGAACGAUCUCGACGGUUUUGAUCAGUCUACUGGUGUUAUUUUUAUCGCUGCCACUAACCACCCUGAAUUGCUCGACUCGGCUCUGCUUCGCCCUGGUCGUUUCGACCGUCACGUACAGGUUGAGCUUCCUGAUGUCGGCGGCCGUCUUGCCAUCCUGAAGUACCACACCAAGAAGAUUCGCCUCUCGCCAGAGAUCGACCUGUCUACCAUCGCCCGCGGCACUCCUGGAUUCUCUGGCGCUGAACUCGAGAACCUCGCCAACUCCGCUGCCAUCCGCGCUUCCAAGCUCCAGGCCAAGUUUGUCUCGCUGAACGACCUCGAGUGGGCCAAGGACAAGAUCACCAUGGGUUCCGAGAAGAAGACUCGCGCGGUCCCUCUCCAGGACAAAAUCCACACUGCCUACCACGAGGGUGGCCACGCCCUCGUCGGUCUGUUCACCAAGGGUUACAGCGACGUCCACAAGGCGACCAUCCUCCCCCGAGGCCACGCUGCCGGUAUCACAUUCUUCCUGCCCCAGGAGGAGCACCACCACACCCGAUCGCAAUACAUUCGCCAACUGCAGGUCUGCAUGGGAGGCAAGAUGGCCGAGGAGAUCAUCUUCGGCGCCGACAAUGUUGCUGACGGCGCAUCUGGCGACAUCCAGCAGGCGACACAGCUAGCAUACAGCAUGGUGACCGCCUGCGGGUUCUCCGACAUGCUUGGCAACGUCGACUUCAAGUCGAACUACGAGAUGGUCUCCCCCGAGACAAAACGCCUGAUCGACAACGAAGUCCGCCGCCUGAUCGACGAGGCGCGCACCAGCGCAAAAGAGCUGCUGAACUCGAAGCGCACGGAGCUCGACCGCCUCGCCGAAGCCCUCGUCCAGUACGAGACGCUCGACAAGGCCGAGAUCCUCAAAGUCAUCAAGGGCGAGUCGCUGCCCGGCCGCAUCAAGUCGUCGCCCGACGCCCCCAUCAAGAUGCCCACAAGAGCGCUGCCCUCGCCCGUCGCCCCGCCCGUGCCCGGCACCGGCAGCGGGCCCCCCGGCCCCAGCGUCGUGGCCUGAACGCGACGGCUUCUGCGGGCCUGAGUAAAUCUCCCGCUUUUUUGCAUCGAGGCGAAUGGCGUUCGGCGGCCUCUUCCCUCGCGCGCCGAGCGCUGCUCGGAGGGGACUUUCGUUUGUACAUUAUGGGCAUCGUUAUCAGCGCUGAUGAAAAGCAUGGCAUGGUAUGGUAUGGCAUGGUAUGGUAUUGACUGCCGCAUUGCGCGACGCAGAUUGUAAGAAGACGAUAGGAGGUAGCGGUGUAACUAGACCAACGUCGGCAAUGAAAGAUCAAAUCCAACCACGAGGUCCCGCUUGAUGCUGGUGUGGUGACCGCAACCUCGCUUCGCACAUGUGUCUCGUAGGAUUCCCGUUCAAAUCGAUACUCCACAGCACAGCACGGCUUCUCCAGCACAGCACGGCUUCUCCAGCACAGCACGGCUUCUCCAGCACAGCAUGGCUUCUCCAGC
Messenger RNA from Boeremia exigua, 2935 nucleotides. RefSeq names its product P-loop containing nucleoside triphosphate hydrolase protein. Gene Ontology annotation, biological process: mitochondrion organization; protein quality control for misfolded or incompletely synthesized proteins. Gene Ontology annotation, molecular function: ATP hydrolysis activity; ATP binding; metalloendopeptidase activity. The record is from RefSeq and is a predicted model, not a curated record. Lineage: Eukaryota; Fungi; Ascomycota; Dothideomycetes; Pleosporales; Didymellaceae. The transcript is spliced from 2 exons. The coding region runs from base 261 to 2489 and encodes 742 amino acids. Gene Ontology annotation, cellular component: mitochondrial inner membrane.